This is a messenger RNA of Aspergillus steynii IBT 23096, 1864 nucleotides long. RefSeq lists its product as uncharacterized. The record is from RefSeq and is a predicted model, not a curated record. The transcript is spliced from 8 exons. The coding region runs from base 420 to 1457 and encodes 345 amino acids. NCBI's taxonomy places the organism in Eukaryota, Fungi, Ascomycota, Eurotiomycetes, Eurotiales, Aspergillaceae.
AGAUAAACAAAGCCCACAAUCCAGCAUCGACUGACCUUCAUCAGUCCGAGCUUCCACAUCGCAGGGACCGGUGUCUCGGAGCCCAGUCGCACUGUUCCCAAGACGGACUGUGGAUCCACCCUGUUCCACGGUUCGGCUACCAGCUUUUUGGGCGCUAUUGAGCAUCAUCGAAUGACACUGGCCAUGCUCGUCUGAUACGGGGGAACAUCGGGGGCCAUUCCAAGCCGGGCCUGGAGGUUUCCAGCGCCGCGAUCACAACUACGCUUGGGAUGAAAACUCAAAUCAUGCCAGCACAGGAACAGGAAAUCGGGCUUGCCACCGUUCAUUAGUCCCUCGAGCCCCGAGGCAAGGCGACGAUAUGGUCGUCGGGUUUUGUUCACCUUUGUUUCCUGAUCACAACCACAGUACAGAGAGUCAUCAUGGCUCGCCCUGAUGUUGGCCAGGUGGUCGCAUGGUAUGUUUGCACCAUCAUAGCCUGCGUAUUUCUCGUGGCCCGUUUGGUCAUUCGAUGGGGCCUGUUCAAACGAUUCUACGUGGACGACUUUCUUUUGACGCUGUCCGCCUUCUGUCUCAUCGCCGAUUUAGCGAUCCAGCACUACAUGUUUAAUCUUGGCAUGUCCGACAUGAGCAACUCGACCAAGGAUGAAACAGUCGCCAUGAUGAAGAUGAUCGUCCCGGGCUCCACUCUUUAUGUGACCUCGCUUUGGCUGAUCAAAGCGGGCAUGGUCCUCUUCUACAAACGCCUGGCCGAUCGGACAAGAUACCAGAUGGUCUACAACAUCACGCUGGUCUUCCUGGGUGCUACGUGGCUGGCCAUCUUUCUCAACAUCAUCUUCAAGUGCUUUCCACCCAACCGUCUGUGGGAUCUGGACCAUCCCGAGAGAGCCUGCUCCGAUAAGCAGACACGAAUUAAUUAUUGGCUCACCAUUUUGUUCAACAUCUUCAGUGAUGUGUUCAUCAUCUGUCUCCCGAUUUCUCAGGUUUUGAAGUUGAAGCUCCCGAAGAAGCAAAAGAUUGGGGUCCUUAGUAUCUUCAUGCUUGGCUUUUUGGUGGUGAUCACGAGCAUCAUUCGCGCCAUCUACUCCUACCGCAACGAGCAAAUGAUUACCUGCACCGUCUCGAUGAUCGAAACCGCCAUCGCCAUCAUCGCCUCCUGUCUUCCCGUUAUGCGCACACUUUUUUUCGGAUCGAGGUCCCGAACGGGGACCUACAGCGGUCGACGGGGAUAUGAGCUGUCCAGCUCGGGACAUAUCGGCGCGGGAACCAAGCAAAAGGCGACCGUCUCGGCCUCUAACGUGGGGAGUCGCAGUAAAACGCAACUUUCGCGGCACGACUCGGAGGACGAGCUGGUGAGAGAGGGCGCGUCGCCGGCGGUGGAUGCGCCGCACUCCGGCAUCUCGGUGACGCGGGAAUAUUUCAUCCAUGAGGGGGCACGAGAUAGUCAGAGCAUGCGUUGAAUCUAGAUUUGUGUCCUCAUUAGUCACGUCUGGGAGUGUCCUCACAAAUUAAACAGGCUCGAGCAGAAGGCGAUGGGAUCCGACCGUGUCCAUGAGCACGACAUUCGCGAGUUGAGGAAGGCUGCCGACGAGGCUGCUGUAUGCAAGGGAUGGAACAGCCACCAACCUCUGCGAGAAUGCUUUCCCGUCUGAGUUUUCUUUUUCUCAGACAAAAGUCAUCGUCCAACGUAGUUUGUCGAUGUCCGCUGUGCCCGCCAUCGUACAUAGUAUGACAGCCGGUCGGAGUAAGCCCUCGGCCAUGAGACUGGGAGACCCGUCGCAAGAAGUGAGAUCUGCGGCGCAUAGUCUCGGGGGGGUCUCAACGGCAAUCUUUUGUGUACCGAUUGCCGAAGACUCAUUUAUUAUCU